Molecule: messenger RNA, 2769 nt
Organism: Grosmannia clavigera kw1407
Lineage: Eukaryota; Fungi; Ascomycota; Sordariomycetes; Ophiostomatales; Ophiostomataceae
Product: oxoglutarate/iron-dependent oxygenase
Exons: 5
Coding region: 1-2769 (922 amino acids)
Source: RefSeq, a predicted model, not a curated record
AUGGAUUUGCCGAUUGUCGACCUGGACGUCUUCCGGACGCAGCCGGCCGACUCGGCGGCGGCGCAGGCGGAGUGCAGCAAGGCGGCGGAGGCGCUGAUCGCGUUUGGGGCGCUGGUGCUGCACGACUCGCGGGUGUCGGAAGCCGACAACGACGCCUUUCUCGACCUGCUGGAGGACUACUUUGCGCAGCCAGAGGCGACACUACGGCGGGACGAGCGGCCGGCACUGGGCUACCAGGUGGGUGUCACGCUGGAGAAUACGGAGACGCCCAAGUGCGCGGUCGACGAGCCGUGUCUGGACGUGAUCGCGCGACUGGCGCCCGAAGAGCGGCCGCUGGACAUUGCCGGCCACCAGCCAGAUCCCAAGUGCCGCUUCUUCUGGCGGGUAGUCGAGCCGACACCAUACCAGACGGCAUUUCCAGGACUCAACGCCGACAACGUGGUGCCGGACGCGGCGCUAUUUCGGGAGCGAUGGGAGCAGGUCAUGGGACGGUGGGGGGCGGCCAUGAAAGACGCAGUCUCGGGCGUUGCCUCUAUGGCUGCCGUCGGACUGGGGCUGCCACCAGAGACGUUUGCGGAUGCCGGCCGCUACGGCCCCCAUCUGCUGGCACCAACAGCGUCCGAUCUGCAAAAAUACGGCGCCCUCGACACGAUCCUGGCCGGCUUCCACACGGACCUCAACUUCCUCACGAUCCAUGGCCGCUCACGCUUUCCCGGGCUGCACAUCUGGGCGCGCAACACGGGCCGCCGCAUCGCCGUGUCCAUUCCGCCGGGUCGCCACCUGCUCGUGCAGGCCGGUAAGCAGCUCGAGCACCUCAGCGGCGGCCUGAUCAAGGCCGGCUACCACGAGGUCGUCGUCAACAACAAGACGCAGGCCGUCGUCGCCGCUCGCCGCGCCGCCCAGCCCGAUCGCCCGCUGAUUCGCAUCUCGUCGACCUUUUUCUGGCACCUCGCCUCCGACUGGGACCUGGCGCCGCUGCCAGCGCUGGCCGCCCGUGCCCGCGACGUUCGAACGCAAAAUGCCGCCCAGGGUCGCGACGAGGGCGCCGAGGUGUCAUACCCGCCCAUAAAGGUCGGACAACAGGUGCAGAAGAUCAUGGCGUCCUGGGACGACCUGCCGUUUGAGCUCAAGCGGCUCAUCUUCCGCGCGCUCGAAUAUUCCGUGCCCGAGCACGACGCCGCACACGUCAAGGGGCGGAGGAAGCGCGGCCCGGCUGGCCUGGCGCCGCUGGCCGCGGUGAACUCGCAAUGGCGCGACGCCAUCGAGGCCAUCACGUUCCAGGGCCUCAUCGUCAAGACCAGCGAGGUCAACGACUUUGAGGGCUACUUCCGCCAGAACCCGCGGCGCCAGGCAGCCCUGCGUCGCGUGUGUAUCCUGGUCGAGCUACCGCGCUAUGCGUCGCGGCUCAGCCGGGUGUGUGAGACCGAGGAGGAGCUCGACACCAACGACAGCAUCUUCUCCGACACGUUGUGGCACUUCUUCUCCGCCAUGAGCGCCUGGGACGCCGACGUGCUGCGCCAGCACUACAAGUCGCCUGGUGUCGCCCUCGAGAUCGUCGCUCGCUCCACUAGCGACAAGCCCGCCCUCUUCGGCGAGAAGGGCAUCUCGGACAGCGGCGAGUCGCGCUUCUUCGAGUCGCAGCUCGACCUCAACAUCGGCGCCAUGCACGAGCCCUACGGCCGCGUCGGCCUGCCCGAGGUCGCCGUCGUCACUACUUUUAGCAUCCUGCGGCGAAACCACCGCUGCAUGACGCCGCGGUCGCUGCUACACAUCUUGCACAGCCUGCCUCGCCUGACACCCAAAAAGCUCACCCUCUACCGCUUCUCCGAUGCCUUCAACAUGGACGAGCAGGUCUGGGGCCACGACGAGCGAUAUCCUUUUCUGGCCCGCCGUAUCGCCGAGUACAGCCCUCAUCUGGAAGAGCUCGCCGUCUCGGAUUUCAUCGAUGCCGACCACUUUUUCGAGCCGUUCUACACCCCCCAGCGCCGCCUCCACAUGCCUUACUGGCACAGCUUGCGGGUCCUCGCCCUCACGUCAACAUCCAUCUGCUCCGGUCGGCCGGAGGUGUCGAUACAUAAGCUGCUGCACGCUGCCGCCCUGGCGGCCCGACGCAUGCCCGUUCUGCGUCUGAUGGAGCUGUACAACGCCGAGCCCAACGAGGGCGGCGUGUUCCGGUAUCUGGUCCGAGACAGCUCGGCCUCCAUUGCCUGGGAGAGCUCAUGGGACUUUCGGAUACCGGACAACGUGCGGCAGGCUUGGGCGCCUGUCCCAUUGCACAGCCACCGGCUGGAGCUAGAAGUGCUGCCCGAGGAGACCCUGCCGCGCUACGUUGGCCCAGCCUGGUUUGUACACGCACGCCUCAUGUCGAGGCCGUAUCUGCUGAACCCGGCAUCAUCACGCGAGAUCGCAAAGGCGAACGAGCUGGACGACUUCGAAGAGAGCUACCGAGACCUCAGCGACGGCUUCACGCUGAACCGGCGCGAACGCGACGUUCCCCGACCGAGCCGGCGCGAACAGGAGAUCGAGGCCGUGAAGAACGGCCUGAAGUUCCUUGCCGACGAGCUCGAACGGCUGCAGAGCCUGGACGAGGAGGCCGACAGGAUGGACGAGGAAGCUGGUCUCUAUGACCACGUCUUCAAGUGUGAUACCGAUAUGAUAGACCGAGACAGCAACGACUCACGAGCCAGCAUCGAGAUCAUGUAUCAGGAUGACCCCGAUGCCGACGAGGACAGACGGGACGAGGACGACGAGGCAUGGGAGACGGAGUAG